AUGAAUCGCUUUGCCUUCGUUGGAUUAGGCCAAAUGGGCCAGGCAAUGACGAAGAACCUCCUUGAAUACGGCAACAUUGCAAAACCAUUGGUCCUCUACAACAGAACCAAGAGUACAGCAGAAGCCCAUAGUGCCUGCCUUGAAGGCUCGAGGGUCGCAGAGGACAUCCCCGACGCUGUCCUGAGUUCAGAUAUCAUAUGGCUCUGCCUUCAAAACGAACAGGCGGUCGAGCAAGCCUUCGAGAGCAUUCUGACCGUCCCAAUCGAGCGUAAGCUCUUUGUGAACAGCUCCACCAUCUCGCCAGAGAAGACAGACCUAAUUGCCCGCCGCGUUUUGGAGGCCGGAGGCGAGUUCGUAGCAAUGCCUGGUAUCCCUCUGCACUCAGCGAAUACAACUCUGAAGGAUUAUAUGCUAACCCGAGCCACUGCUUGUCUAGUUAUGGGUGAGCCUACAAUGGCAGUAACACGGUCACUAACUUGCGUUGCAAGCGGCAAAGCAGAGUCUGUGGAUCGUAUCCGGCCCUAUGUGCAAGGAGUUGUCGGGAAAACUUUGGUUGAUCUGAGUGGGGAAGAGCCCGGACAGGCGCAGAUGUUGAAGCUGAUGGGGAACUACCUGAUCAUGACAACUAUGGCAACGGUUGCGGAGGCAAACACAUUUGCGGAGAAGUGCGGCCUCGGAACAGUGAACAUGAAUAAGUUGAUGAAUGCUAUAUUUCCCAAUCCGCCACAUGCCAUCUAUAACCGCCGGAUGCUCAGUGGCGAGUAUUACUCAGGGGUGCCCAUGGUGGAAGUACACAAGGGAAUAGAGCUGUCAGACCAUGUCCAGGAAAUUGCAAACGCUUGUGGCGCGUCGGUGGAUCUAUACAAGGUUGCACGGGAGAACUUGAAGAUCGUGCAGGAGCACGAGGGCCCUGGCGCUGAUAUAACUGGGAUGUAUGGCGCAGUCAGGGUGAAGAGUGGACUGUCGUAUAGAAAUGACCCUCAGUAG
Messenger RNA from Aspergillus nomiae NRRL 13137, 987 nucleotides. RefSeq names its product NAD(P)-dependent oxidoreductase. The transcript has 4 exons. Bases 1 to 987 code for a protein of 328 amino acids. Gene Ontology annotation, molecular function: NADP binding; NAD binding; oxidoreductase activity, acting on the CH-OH group of donors, NAD or NADP as acceptor. NCBI's taxonomy places the organism in Eukaryota, Fungi, Ascomycota, Eurotiomycetes, Eurotiales, Aspergillaceae. The record is from RefSeq and is a predicted model, not a curated record.